AUGGCUCCCCGCUUCCAGGACAAGCAGCCGCUCAAGACCCUCGCCAAGGCUACCAAGUCGUGUGCAAAGGAGUCUCUCGCAUACGGCCAGUGCAUUGGCAAGCAAUAUCAGGACGUUCGGAAAGACAUGUGUGCUCCCGAGUUUGCCCAGUUCAAAAACUGUGUCCAGAAAGCCUUCGGGCGAAAGUGGUAG
Messenger RNA from Trichosporon asahii var. asahii CBS 2479, 192 nucleotides. RefSeq lists its product as uncharacterized. The transcript is spliced from 3 exons. Bases 1 to 192 code for a protein of 63 amino acids. Gene Ontology annotation, biological process: mitochondrial respiratory chain complex I assembly. The record is from RefSeq and is a predicted model, not a curated record. Gene Ontology annotation, cellular component: mitochondrion. Lineage: Eukaryota; Fungi; Basidiomycota; Tremellomycetes; Trichosporonales; Trichosporonaceae.